AUGGAAGAGUUCAUUCCUGGGGCGUUUGUACCCGAGCCGGAGCCUCCUCUCGAACCUACACCGACCGUGGAUCCGGAACCUUCGAUUGAGCCAUAUCCAGGAUGGACUUAUCCGACGCGUAUGUGUCGCAUCUGCCGCGAGGAUGUGGUAGCCACCGUCACAAUGUAUCCUCCUGGGUUGCCACUCAAGUACCAGCGUCCUGUGGUAGAAUACAAGAACGAAGACGAGUACGGGCGGCUGAUCCGACCGUGCAAGUGUAGAGGUGGAAUGAGAUACAUCCACGAGUUAUGCCUAUUGCGGUCACGGACGGAAGGUGUCAGGGCGGGAUCUUUAUGGAAAUGUCACGAGUGCGGUCAUCAGUUCAACUUCAAGCGCAUGACAGUCCAGCGCUAUCUGGGCAGCAAGGUCUCGUCUGGUCUCCUUACCAUCGGCGUUAUGGUUAUCAUUGUCUUCUUCCUCGGUUUUGUCGCCGAUCCGAUCAUCAACCUCUACAUUGAUCCGUAUGACACAAUUGUGGGCAACGAGCCAUACUGGAGCGAGGUAGAUGUCGCCACGUCUAACGGGAGUAUUAGUGGAUGGUGUCUGCACUUUCUCAAAGGUGUCAUCUCGAUGGGCCUUGUUGGCUUUCUCAAGACAGCUUUAUUGAACCCUUUCAACUUCCUGAGUCCACGAGGCAUCGGUUUUGGGAGCUACCGCAGAUCGGGAACCACCACAACCGGACGAGAUAGGGCGGUGAACGUGAGCUGGAUUGCCGUGGCAAUAGGCAUAAUGUCUGCGUUCUACUUUUUCUACAAAUGGGUCCAGACGAUCAUUGGCCACACUCUUACUCGCAUUGGCAAUAACAUCGUCGACACCUCUUUACCGGGCGAUGAUGACGACCUCAAACCACCUUUAGAUUACCAGCCGAAGCCUUCUGGCAGAAAAGAGGCGGAGAGCGCUUGGCAAGCUGCUGAACGCGUACGUGAGGCUCCCAGCCGCCCAACGAGCUCUUCAAAUCAGGAAUCCCCGACUAAGUCUGAGGGUCCCCAUACCCGGCCAGACGCGCCAGACCAGGUGUCUGAACAGUCUGAAGUCCCUGAAAUUGCUGUUGGACAACGGUCUCAGAUUGGUUUGGAUAUGUACAGAGGCUUCAGCUCGGCAUUAGAUGAUGCACGUGAGCAGGGCUGGUCCUUCGUCGGUAUACCCCAUCAGCGGUGA
This is a messenger RNA of Cyphellophora europaea CBS 101466, 1197 nucleotides long. RefSeq lists its product as uncharacterized. Gene Ontology annotation, molecular function: zinc ion binding. The transcript has a single exon. Lineage: Eukaryota; Fungi; Ascomycota; Eurotiomycetes; Chaetothyriales; Cyphellophoraceae. The record is from RefSeq and is a predicted model, not a curated record. The coding region runs from base 1 to 1197 and encodes 398 amino acids.